Telopea speciosissima is the source of this 1086-nucleotide messenger RNA. RefSeq names its product protein SOMBRERO. Gene Ontology annotation, molecular function: DNA binding. Bases 10 to 996 code for a protein of 328 amino acids. Gene Ontology annotation, biological process: regulation of DNA-templated transcription. The record is from RefSeq and is a predicted model, not a curated record. The transcript is spliced from 3 exons. Lineage: Eukaryota; Viridiplantae; Streptophyta; Magnoliopsida; Proteales; Proteaceae.
UGUUAGAGGAUGAUGAUGUCCGGAAAUGGAGAAGUAUCGGUUCCUCCAGGCUUUCGAUUCCACCCCACCGACGAAGAGCUUCUCUACUACUAUCUGAAGAAGAAGGUUGCCUACGAAGUUAUCGACCUUGAUGUCAUCAAAGAAGUCGAUCUGAACAAGCUUGAACCUUGGGACCUCAAGGAUAAAUGUAGAAUUGGAUCAGGGAUUCAGAAUGAGUGGUAUUUCUUCAGCCAUAAGGACAAAAAAUACCCAACUGGAACCAGAACAAAUCGAGCAACAACCGCUGGCUUUUGGAAAGCUACAGGGAGAGACAAAGCUAUUCAUCUCAGCAAUUCCAAGCGAAUUGGUAUGAGGAAAACCUUAGUCUUCUACACAGGACGAGCUCCUUACGGCCAAAAGACUGACUGGAUCAUGCACGAGUAUCGCCUUGACGACAACAAUGCCGAGGUCCAGCAGGAAGAUGGAUGGGUUGUUUGUAGGGUAUUCAAGAAAAAGAACAAUCAAAGGGGUUUUCAAUCAGAAGUGGCCCAAGAUGAAGAACAACAUUUCAGCCACAUGAAGCCAGGAGGAUCAUCAGUUCCAUUAGAGCCAAAACAAAAUUUUCAGAUGCAAUACGAUUUCUCCUUCAAUAACUCCAUGCAUCUCCCACAGUUGUUGAGUCCAGAUCAGUCAACUCUUAAUGCUCCAUCUUUCUUAUCACCUUUGUCAUUGAACACUAUGGAUAUGGAGUGUUCACAGAGCUUAAUGAAGUUAACAUCCAACGGUGGAGGACUUGUUCAUCAGAAUGAUCAGAGGUUUAAUGGUGAUUGGACUUUCUUGGACAAACUUCUGCAAGCAUCUCACCAAAGUCUGGAUGAACUCUGCCAAAACAAAUGCAACCCUUCUUCUCAAGUUGUUGAUCAUCAUCAUCAUCCUCAUGUGGGUCCUUCGAUUCAGAAAUUCCCAUUUCAAUAUCUUAGUUGCGACAGUACAGACAUUUCAAAAUUUUCAAAGUGAUCAGAUUAUUGGAUCUCUUCAUGUUUGGGUACUUAAUUGAUUUUCUGAAUCAAAUUAGUUUAAUGGGUUUUGCAAGCUGUGAAAUUGUAU